Hermetia illucens (black soldier fly) is the source of this 1387-nucleotide messenger RNA. RefSeq names its product 28 kDa heat- and acid-stable phosphoprotein-like. The record is from RefSeq and is a predicted model, not a curated record. NCBI's taxonomy places the organism in Eukaryota, Metazoa, Arthropoda, Insecta, Diptera, Stratiomyidae. Gene Ontology annotation, molecular function: RNA binding. The transcript is spliced from 3 exons. Gene Ontology annotation, cellular component: cytosol. Bases 228 to 746 code for a protein of 172 amino acids.
GCAAAGUCUCCAAAGGAUUGGCACUCUCCGUGUUUUUCAUAUAUGUGGCGACUGUUUUUCUUUGUGAAUUUUAUCUUAGGACUCGUUAAGAACCUCGAGACGAAAUUCGUCGCCGGCCGUUUGUUAAGUUUUGCGCUCGGUGUUUAAUUAGUAUUGGAUUUUAAAGGAGGAAACACGACGCUGUGAUAUAAGUUUUAUUUCUUGCUUUCGCACCCAAAUCGAUAAUCAUGCCAAGAGGAAAAUAUGUCAAUCACAAAGGACGGUCACGGAACUUUACUAGCCCCGAAGAACUGGAAGAGGAGAUGAAAAAAGAUAAGGAGAAAACAUCUCGGCAACAGGAAGAAUCUGAAGGUGAAGACGAAGAGGCAUCCGGUGGUUCAAGAUCGGGUAGUGAUUCAGAAGAGAGUGAUGACGACAACCACAAGGCGAAGGGAGUUUCCAAUCUAAUAGAAAUUGAAAAUCCAAAUCGUGUUGCAAAAAAAUCGGCAGUAAAAGUGUCAAAAGUGGGAUCUGGCGAUAAAGCCGCGAAACCAGAACUUUCGAGACGCGAACGUGAGGAACUAGAGAAACAGAAGGCGCAACUCCUUUAUCAAAAGUUACAUGCCGAAGGCAAAACUGAGCAGGCACGUGCUGACUUGGCUCGAUUAGCUAUAAUUAAACAACAUCGGGCUGAGGCAGCGGCGCGGCGUGAGGCCGAGAAGAAGGAAAAGGAAGAACGGAAAAAAGGUGGGACCAGCAAUCGAUAGUUCGUAGUCGCAUUCAGAUUAUUCUAUACAAAUAUUUGAAACGGUUUUUAGUCGUGAUAAAGACUACUCACACACACAAACAGGAAAAUAUCGUUGAGACAGUAAAUAGCAAAAACAUUGAAGACGUCUAAUGCAAACUAUAAAUACUAAUUAUAAACUAUUCAUGUGUAUUGUAUACUAUACGAAAUGUGGAUACCUUCCCAGAAAACAGAAAAUUUGGGGCGAUAUUUGCAUGACAAGCUUUUGAGAUGAAAACGGCAAUCAGAUUGUUGCUAUCUACUCUAUGUUCUCGUUUUCCAAAUCUAAUUUUCAAACACUCAGCCCUGAUAAAAGUAAGUUUUUCGAAAAAGAUAUUUUUCGGAACGGAGCCAUUUCUAAUCCAAAAAAAACUAUUCGAUCGUUAUCGUCUACAUUCUGUUUGUCCCACAUUUAAAUUGUUUAGUUAAAUGAAAUAAAAUAACAAUAAAAUAUCAUUUGUACAAGAGAAGAAUAUAGACCGGCAUGUAACUGUUAAAUAGGUUUAUGCGCAACAAAGAUUUAAGUAAUCAAUUGAUAAUUUAAAAAGUAUAUAGAGUUAUAUUGUAAGUUUUUAAAUGAAAAAAAAAUAUUGUGAGAAAUAAAAAUUGGCAGAAAGUAACGAA